Umbelopsis ramanniana AG is the source of this 1715-nucleotide messenger RNA. RefSeq lists its product as uncharacterized. The transcript has a single exon. The record is from RefSeq and is a predicted model, not a curated record. Gene Ontology annotation, cellular component: cytoplasm. NCBI's taxonomy places the organism in Eukaryota, Fungi, Mucoromycota, Umbelopsidomycetes, Umbelopsidales, Umbelopsidaceae. Gene Ontology annotation, biological process: autophagy; peptidyl-serine phosphorylation. Bases 381 to 1523 code for a protein of 380 amino acids. Gene Ontology annotation, molecular function: protein serine/threonine kinase activity; ATP binding.
CACAUCUCGUUGAUAUCUCAAACUUUGAACCGACACCGCCUAUCUGCGAAAACACCUACCACAAACUCCAACUCUUUCCUCAUAACCUUUUUCUUUUUUCUUUGCCAUAACCUCUUUUAACUUCUGUAUUAUACUGCGUUUUUCUUUUCCCUUUUUUUCUGUCUAGCUUCCUUUCUGCUUUGUACAUAGUAUUUGUUUCUUCCUAUACUUAUUGAACAGACGAUUUCAACUCCAAAAAUUUCUUGCUUGCAUCGACCUCCAAACAAGAAAACAAAAUCCAAUCCGACUUUAUUGAAAACCCUUAUAUUUGUCUCGACAAGUAUCUCACCCCAAAAUCAAAUUUGACAUUUGGAAACUUUAAAAAAGAAAAAUUUACUAUCAUGAACGACACCGUGGACUCUAUCGCUGGAAGUAAACUGGAUACGAUCCUUGGCGGAACGUAUAGACUCAUUGAAGAAAUCGGCACUGGUUCCUAUGGCUGCCUACUCCUUGGUCAACAUGUGGAGUUUGGUUCUUACCACGCCAUUAAGGUUCUCACAAAAUCUGGACUCAACGCUGAACAGCUCACUCUUCAAAGAGCCGAAAUCGAAAUCCAACAGCAUCUCAAACAUGACAAUAUUGUUGCAUUGGAAAGAACCAUUGAAGAUGAUGACUUUGUCUAUAUUGUACUCGAGCUUUGCGACCAAGGUGAUCUCUUUGACUACGCAGUUGCUCAUGCCGGUAAAGGAACGUCUGAUGACGACCAAAGCCUUCUUCAGAUGGCUGGCAAUCAAAUCAUCGAAGCUCUUGUCUAUUUGCACGACCAAGGAAUCUACCACCGCGACAUCAAGUUGGAGAACGUCCUAUUGCAAAUGCCCGACAUCUCUCGCGAUUUCAAGUUCAAGCUAGCCGACUUCGGUCUUGCCACCCGACAAGCAUAUUCCAAUGAAUAUGGAUGUGGCUCUGCAAGUUAUCUUGCGCCAGAGCAUUUCAAUCCUCCUACCGCUCAAGGCUAUGCCUGCUCAAGCGCUGAUGUUUGGAGCACUGGUAUCUUUGUAUUGGCUAUUCUUUUUGGUCGUAACCCAUGGCAAGAAGCAUCUUUAUCUGAUCCAGUCUUUGCCGAAUACGCCCAAGAUAAUAUGGUGAUCAAGGACUUGUUCCCAUCCAUUUCUGACGAAUUCUUACAACUGGUACAAAGAUGUCUUGCUCUCAAUCCAGAGGAUCGCCCUACCAUGCGACAAGUCUGGAAGGAGUUCCAAAGGAUUGACCACUUCCUUAUUCAAGACAACGAAGAUGAUUCUGACCAAGCCUAUGGUACUUAUGACACCGUUUCACCCGUGUCUAUUCCUCAAUCAAAGGACGCUUUCAAAGAUAUUGGUUUCUCUUACGACUCUGCUUGCUGUGGCUCUUGGUCUGACCUCAUUGAUCAAGAAGGAGACUGUGACUUCAACGCCGAUCCAUUUGGUUCGGACACAGAUGACUUAACUCGCUCAAGUGGUGAUGAAGACCUAUUUGCACAGCAUGAUGACUCCUGGUGGAUGUAGACUCCGCAUACAACCCCCCAUGACAUGUUGGAUACAUAUCUCAUUCUUCAACAUUUCUGACUCCUUUUUUAUGUUCAUUGGAAAUGAUUUUUCUAUGCCUUAACAUACCACAGCCUCUGUGGUCCUCUUUUUGCUUGCGCAAUCGCAAUUUGAACCCUUCCCCCUACUUAUCAUCUCUCCCCUCUUUAUCGA